Molecule: messenger RNA, 1083 nt
Organism: Blastomyces dermatitidis ER-3
Lineage: Eukaryota; Fungi; Ascomycota; Eurotiomycetes; Onygenales; Ajellomycetaceae
Product: fatty acid elongase 3
Exons: 3
Coding region: 1-1083 (360 amino acids)
Biological process (GO): fatty acid elongation, polyunsaturated fatty acid; sphingolipid biosynthetic process; very long-chain fatty acid biosynthetic process
Cellular component (GO): endoplasmic reticulum membrane
Molecular function (GO): fatty acid elongase activity
Source: RefSeq, a predicted model, not a curated record
AUGUCGUUCGACCUCAGCUCCAUCCCAAUUCCAACCCUCGACCGUCCGUUCGGCAUUGAACUAUGGCCGCUCUUCUCCAAGGCUUACACGGCAGUCGCGGGGUUCUCGCCGGAAGACUUUAAAUUCACUCAAGGCCAGACUCCCAUGUCGACCUUGAACGGAACCCUCAUUUCCCUCGCGUCCUACUAUAUCAUCGUCUUUGGCGGUCGAGAGAUCAUGAGAAACCGCCCCGCGAUGAAGUUGAAUGGUGUUUUCCUCAUACACAAUCUAUACCUGACCUUGAUCAGUGGAGCGCUACUGGUUCUGUUUAUCGAACAACUUCUUCCGACGCUGUGGAGGAAAGGCGUUUUUUAUGCUAUUUGUGACGUUAAGGGUGGUUGGACGGCUCCCCUGGUUGUUCUAUAUUAUUUGAACUAUCUCACCAAAUACCUGGAGCUCCUCGACACCGUCUUCCUCGUCCUCAAGAAGAAGCCUCUUACUUUCCUCCAUACCUACCACCAUGGUGCCACAGCUCUUCUGUGCUACACGCAGUUGAUUGGUCACACAGCUGUCUCCUGGGUGCCCAUCACCCUAAACCUCCUGGUCCACGUCGUUAUGUACUGGUACUAUUUCCAGAGCGCCCGGGGCAUCCGCAUCUGGUGGAAAAAAUGGGUCACCAUCCUCCAGAUUGUACAAUUCGUCAUUGACUUGGGAUUCGUGUACUUCGCAUCCUACACCUACUUCACAUCAACCUAUUUCCCACACAUGCCCAACGCAGGGCACUGCGCCGGCGAGGAAUUCGCCGCCUUUUCCGGUCUAAUCAUCCUUUCGUCCUACCUCCUCCUCUUCAUCUCCUUCUACUUUGCCACAUACAAGAAAUCAGGCAAAGCUGGCCGCCCACGCAGAAAUACCGGCAAGCAGGCUGUGAUUGAUAUGCGCAAUAUGGAGAUUCCGUCGGUUGGUGGAAAGCCUGCGGCUGUCACAACGACGGCGACAACCAAUGGCACCGCCAAUGGAAAUGGCCAUGUCUACGCGACGAACGGAUCUGCGGUUACCUCAGCGCGUUCGAAUGGUGGCCCCGUCACGCGGUCGAGAAAGGCCUAG